Messenger RNA from Durusdinium trenchii, 1454 nucleotides. Lineage: Eukaryota; Dinophyceae; Suessiales; Symbiodiniaceae. The record is from the annotation of a GenBank genome assembly.
AACUGCUCAGCAUAAUUGUUGCCGUACCCUACAUAUGUGCCAUGCGAAACCUUUGGUGGCUGCUAAUUCAACUUCAGUGCAUGGCCACGAUUUCCACCACGGGCAACGACAGCGACGUUGAGACUUGCAUGUCCAUGCUGCAGCAAAAGACUCACUUGGAUCGCAAUGAAGCUUCCUGGAAGGUGAACAACUACAUCAUGGCUGCCUAUCACAAGGCAGGUGUCUACUUAUCCAAAGCACUUCAGUUGAUUAUCUUUCACGAGGAGCUGGGAGAACCUAAGGAGGAUCUAGGCCAAUGGAUAACUCCCUGCUAUACCUUCUGUCAGAAUUUGAAGGCGCCGAGUCGACUCUUAGUCGACAAUCUGAAUGCCUCGCUAUUGACCAAGCUGCGACGCGCGGCUUGGCCCAAGAGGACCUUGGUGUCUGGGCUGACGCGAAACCCCUUGACGAUGGUGGCCUCUGCAUACUGCUAUCAUCAUGAAGGGCAAGAGCCUGAAAACCAGUUGAUGGACACUCCUUUGCUGAUGAGCUUGGGCCUUGAAGAAGGCACCAACGCCACUGCCAGGCUGCUGCUGCCGCAGGUGGAGUAUAUGGCGAGCGUCUUCGCGGAGCCAGACAACGACACCCUGAGGCUGAGGUAUGAAGAUUUUGUAAAGUCUUCGGAGAGCUUUGACCAGCAAAUCUCCACACUCCUAGACUUCUUUUUCGGCACGGGCGAAGAUCUCAUCACCGAUGCUCAGCGCCUGUCCAUCAAAGAGGCUGCCAAGACCGAGGACGAGAAACGGAACCCUGAAGCCACCUACGAUGAAUCCAGAAAUCGGUCUCACGGGAGCAAUGACAAAUGUAAGGCUUUAGCAGAAGCUGUGCUGCCAAAGAUCGAGCCCUCUCUCCUUGCGCGAUAUCAUGAGCUUCAACAUCGCUUGGGCUAUCCCGUUGGUUCCACGUGAGCGUAGAUGGCAGCAGCUGUGCUAGCAGGUCCAGGUUGUGUUAGCAGCCUAGCCGCUUUGAUUCCUGGAAUCAACAGAUGCGCAGCAUUUGUGAACUUUGUCAAUGUUGCAUAGAAAUGUUAGAAGGGACUUGUUCCAGGUCUCCGCUGGUGCGGUGACUGGAAGAGAUUAUUUGAGUCGGGCUGACUGGAUUUCCGGCUUAGAACUCGGCUUCGGCAGUUUCAGAACUGCGUUUGAUUCAAGUGAUCUUUAAUUUAAAUGCCCAGAAAGAAAGGCUUUGCUGAAACUCUUUGGAAGGAGAGAAGGAUUGUCAGGAAUCCAGUUUCUCCUUAUCCUUUGCAGUGUGACUUCACGAAAGUCUCUGCAGAUUGAUGCGAGAGGAAAAUGCAGCAGCCAGAUAUUGACGCCAGCUGUCUAUCCCAGUUUUACCCCAACGCCCAAGGACUGUUGAGUGAAGUUACCCCUUUUGCCACACUGAAGAAGCAAGAGAAGCCUACUCAGUCAGAG